CUACUCCUUCCUCAGCCUGUCUCCUCUCAGUGCAGCCCUCCUUGGGCUAGACAUCCAGUAAACACUAGAUAAGUACUUACGGAGCUGGGUGGAUUUUCCAUUCAUGGUUCCCUGGGGCACAAGUGGAGGUGGUAGGUCUGGGCCCUGUCUGGUCUAGAGAGAGGAGACCCUUUUACAAAGGGCAGGCACGUAGUUCUGAGAGGAGGAGCUGAUGGCAGAGCUGGCUGGGCUGCUCAGGUAACUGCAGAGGGUCUGGGCCUGGACCCCCCAAGGGAGUCCCCACUGAAUGGUCAGGUUGCCUGAGAUAGCUGAACCCUAGGCACUUUGUGGGCAGAGAUCCCCUUAAGCUGCUCCGAUCCUCCCUCCCCCACAGUGAGUCUUGGGCAUGGGGGAUGCUCCCCUCUCUACUUGGGGAAGGGGCCUUCCUAAUUAUAUCCCCCUCCACUCACAUGGAAAUGAGUUUGGAUUUUCUGAGCGUACACCAGCUGGCUUGGGGGGAGGCAGCCCAGAAGGCUGCUGGCUGGGGAAGGGAGGAAAAAGGAGAGGGAGGGGAAGGAGCCAGGCCAAGAUGAAAAAUUUCCAGUGUUCUCCCAGGCAGAGCAACAGCGGGUCCCUGAGUGCUCCCCACAUAUCAUCGUUGUGCCUGCUGAUAGGCUCAACAGGGAGCCGUGUCCACUUAGGCGAACCCGUCCUCCGAGGACCAUAGUCCUCAGGGUGCGAACCACUUAGCAGGCCAUAGCAAGGUUGUUGGGUGUUGGACUCCUCUGCGCCCUUGGAGAGAAGUCCUCCACGACUUCUACGCCAAUCUUUUUACGUGGUGCGGGGAGUGGAACUGAGGCCCAGAGAGGGGAUAGGGCCUGCCGCUCCUGGCAGAAGACCACAAGUCUGGCUUGUCCGCAGCUAGGCUUUCCCCCUAGAGUUGCCCAGGAGAGGGUGGUGAAGGUUCCCCCAGCAGUUCCGCUCUCGCUCAGGAAAGCCAGUGAGGCGAGAAAAGGCUGCGAGGGGCGGGGGGAGGGGCGGGGUGGGGUCAGCGCUGGCUCCGCCUCCUGGCGCUUGGGUCUGCCUGCGGCCGGGCGCUGGCUCAGUCUCGGCUGAUUGCCGCUGUCGCUCCCGGGGCCACGGGAUGACGCCUCCUCCGUCCGGACGUGCCGCCCCCAGCGCACCGCGCGCCCGCGUCCCUGGCCCGCCGGCUCGGUCGGGGCUCCCGCCGCAGCUGCUGCUGCUGCUCUGGGCGGCCGCCGCCUCCGCCCAAGGCCACCUAAGGAGCGGACCCCGUAUCUUCGCCGUCUGGAAAGGCCAUGUAGGGCAGGACCGGGUGGACUUUGGCCAGACUGAGCCGCACACGGUGCUUUUCCACGAGCCAGGCAGCUCCUCCUUGUGGGUGGGAGGACGCGGCAAGGUCUACCUCUUUGACUUCCCCGAGGGCAAGAACGCAUCUGUGCGCACGGUGAACAUCGGCUCCACAAAGGGGUCCUGUCUGGAUAAGCGGGACUGCGAGAACUACAUCACUCUCCUGGAGAGGCGGAGUGAGGGGCUGCUGGCCUGUGGCACCAACGCCCGGCACCCCAGCUGCUGGAACCUGGUGAAUGGCACUGUGGUGCCGCUUGGCGAGAUGAGAGGCUAUGCCCCCUUCAGCCCGGAUGAGAACUCCCUGGUUCUGUUUGAAGGGGACGAGGUGUAUUCUACCAUCCGGAAGCAGGAAUACAAUGGGAAGAUCCCUCGGUUCCGCCGCAUCCGGGGCGAGAGUGAGCUGUACACCAGUGAUACUGUCAUGCAGAACCCACAGUUCAUCAAAGCCACCAUCGUGCACCAAGACCAGGCUUACGAUGACAAGAUCUACUACUUCUUCCGAGAGGACAAUCCUGACAAGAAUCCCGAGGCUCCUCUCAAUGUGUCCCGAGUGGCCCAGCUGUGCAGGGGGGACCAGGGUGGGGAAAGUUCACUGUCAGUCUCCAAGUGGAACACUUUUCUGAAAGCCAUGCUGGUAUGCAGUGACGCUGCCACCAACAAGAACUUCAACAGGCUGCAAGACGUCUUCCUGCUCCCUGACCCCAGCGGCCAGUGGAGGGACACCAGGGUCUAUGGUGUUUUCUCCAACCCCUGGAACUACUCAGCUGUCUGCGUAUAUUCCCUCGGUGACAUUGACAAGGUCUUCCGCACCUCCUCACUCAAGGGCUACCACUCAAGCCUUCCCAACCCGCGGCCUGGCAAGUGCCUCCCAGACCAGCAGCCGAUACCCACAGAGACCUUCCAGGUGGCUGACCGUCACCCAGAGGUGGCGCAGAGGGUGGAGCCCAUGGGGCCUCUGAAGACGCCAUUGUUCCACUCUAAAUACCACUACCAGAAAGUGGUCGUCCACCGCAUGCAAGCCAGCCACGGGGAGACCUUUCAUGUGCUUUACCUAACUACAGACAGGGGCACUAUUCACAAGGUGGUGGAGCCGGGGGAGCAGGAGCACAGCUUCGUCUUCAACAUCAUGGAGAUCCAGCCCUUCCGCCGCGCGGCUGCCAUCCAAACCAUGUCGCUGGAUGCUGAGCGGAGGAAGCUGUAUGUGAGCUCCCAGUGGGAGGUGAGCCAGGUGCCCCUGGACCUGUGUGAGGUCUAUGGCGGGGGCUGCCAUGGUUGCCUCAUGUCCCGAGACCCCUACUGCGGCUGGGACCAGGGCCGCUGCGUCUCCAUCUACAGCUCCGAACGGUCAGUGCUGCAAUCCAUUAAUCCAGCCGAGCCACACAAGGAGUGUCCCAACCCCAAACCAGACAAGGCCCCACUGCAGAAGGUUUCCCUGGCCCCGAACUCUCGAUACUACCUGAGCUGCCCUAUGGAAUCCCGCCACGCCACCUACUCAUGGCGCCACAAGGAGAACGUGGAGCAGAGCUGCGAACCUGGUCACCAGAGCCCCAACUGCAUCCUGUUCAUUGAGAACCUCACGGCGCAGCAGUACGGCCACUACUUCUGCGAGGCCCAGGAGGGCUCCUACUUCCGCGAGGCUCAGCACUGGCAGCUGCUGCCCGAGGACGGCAUCAUGGCUGAGCACCUGCUGGGCCGUGCCUGUGUCCUGGCCGCCUCCCUCUGGCUGGGGGUCCUGCCCACACUCACUCUUGGCUUGCUGGUCCACUAGGGCCUCCCGAGGCUGGGUAUGCCUCAGGCUUCUGCAGCCCAGGGCACUAGAACGUCUCACACUCAGAGCCGGCUGGCCCGGGAGCUCCUUGCCUGCCGCUUCUUCCAGGGGACAGACUAACCCAGUGGAGGAUGCCAGGCCUGGAGACGUCCAGCCGCAGGCGGCUGCUGGGCCCCAGGUGGCGCACGGACGGUGAGGGGCUGAGAAUGAGGGCGCCGACUGUGAAGCUGGGGCAUCGAUGACCCAAGACAUUAUCUUCUGGAAAAUAUUUUUCAGACUCCUCAAACUUGACUAAAUGCAGCGAUGCUCCCGCUCCAAGAGCCCAUGGGUCGGGGAGUGGGUGUGGAUAGGAGAGCUGGGACCCCAUCUCUGGACCCUGGGGCUGAGGCCUGAGUCCUUCUGGACUCUUGGUACCCACAUUGCCUCCUUCCCCUCCCUCUCUCAUGGCUGGAUGGCUGGUGUUCCUGAAGACCCAGGGCUACCCUCUGUCCAGCCCUGUCCUCUGCAGCUCCCUCUCUGGUCCUGGGUCCCACAGGACAGCCGCCUUGCAUGUUUAUUGAAGGAUGUUUGCUUUCCGGACGGAAGGACGGAAAAAGCUCUAUUUUUAUGUUAGGCUUAUUUCAUGUAUAGCUACUUCCGACUGCAUCUGUAUGAAAAUACCAAAACUACAUGCUGGGGGGGUGGGAAAGGGAGGGGCUGGGAAGGGAUGGGUUGGGGAGGGGGGUGAUCCCAGUCUGAGGCUCCCGGGGAUGAGAUAAGAGUCUGGAGACGGGCAUGGGUUCUUGGAGAGUGGCAUGAGCUGGCUCUGCCCUGGGAGCCCGGUCUGAGGGGGACGUUGUUGGAGCCCCCAGUGUUGGGGGUGGUUAUGGGAGGGGGUGGGGUGAGGGAAAUAAGGGAGAAUGAAGGAGAAAACUGAGCCCUAGUUUCACCGUGUUCAUUUAGAAGGACGAGCCGGGUCCUCAGGGGGAGGUUCCAGGACUCUGCCCUUGGCGUUGAGGGUUGGGGGGCGGGGGGCCUCCUCCCUUCCUCUCAGCCCCCUUCCCCAGGGGCUGUGCUUCCAUGCUCCUAGCCUCCCACCUUCGCUCAGGACAUGUUAUAACUUAGGCUAAACUGUGAAAAUUCCGAUGGGGAUGGCCUGGGCCGAGCUCUCCAGGCAGGCGGCCCUGCCCCCAGCCCUGUCCAUCCAUUUCAGGGGGCAGCUGGGCCCUUCUCCGGCUGUGUCUGGCCACCCAGGGCAGGGGCUGGGGCCAGCGGCCUUCCAGCUUUGGCCCCUGCACCUCUUCUCAAUGCACUUUAAUAAUGUAACAUAUUACUAAUAAACGAGCUAUUUAUUUA
Molecule: messenger RNA, 4453 nt
Organism: Symphalangus syndactylus (siamang)
Lineage: Eukaryota; Metazoa; Chordata; Mammalia; Primates; Hylobatidae
Gene: SEMA7A
Product: semaphorin 7A (JohnMiltonHagen blood group)
Biological process (GO): neural crest cell migration; semaphorin-plexin signaling pathway; regulation of inflammatory response
Cellular component (GO): plasma membrane; external side of plasma membrane
Molecular function (GO): integrin binding; chemorepellent activity; semaphorin receptor binding
Source: RefSeq, a predicted model, not a curated record